AUGAAAUAUCCUUCGAAAUAUAUAGCACUGCUGUUCACAUACGGCACAGUUGGCUUUGCUGACUACCUGGGUCCAACAUACCCACCUCCGGUCGAUCUCUCUAGCCAGCAGAGUCUAGUCACAGCUGCAUGGAAAAACCUCACUACCACCCUUGACUCUUAUCUCAAACGCAAUCCCAGUGGCUCUGCAACUACUGCUGUUUCUCGUAUACAAAACACCACAUUCUCGACAAAUAUUUUUUCAAUUCACGACUCGAAUGCCGCAAAGCUUCAAUACCACUGGACCAGCCCCGAAAUAGCCAGCUCCAAAAAUGGCACGAACAAGGUUAAUGGUGACAGCAUUUAUCGUAUGGCUAGCGCAACAAAGCUAUACACCACCUAUGCUGGUAUGAUCGCUCUGACUGAAGAAGAAUGGAACCUUCCACUCACUCAGAUUAACCCACUAUUCGCCGAAGCGAUUGCCAAAAGCGAAGACCCAAUCUGGAAUGUUGAAUGGGACAAGGUCACGCCAUGGGCAUUGGCAUCGCAAAUUUCCGGUAUCCCACGCCAGGGGUGGCCAGCUCUAGACACACUCUACAACUUUACGAUCUACGAUUACCUCGGUCUGCCGACAGAAGACCCUGUCACAGCUUGGGGUCUACCACCAACAGACAUCGCGACAUUGGGUCCCUGCUGGAACCCUAAAGAGCUAUGCGAUGGCCCAGACCUUAUCAAAUCAGUCCGCGUUCAACCACCAGCCUUUUUACCCUGGCAGACCCCAAUGUACGCCAAUGACAAUUUCAUGAUGCUCGGACUCAUGAUCUCCAAUAUAACUGGCCGGAGUAUGUCAGAUAUCUACCAGAAGGUGAUCUUCGAUCAGCUGAAUCUUACAUCUUCAUUCUCAUCACCACCGACCUCGAGGGCGGAUCUUGCUCGCUCUGUUAUUGCCGGUCCACCGGAGUCAGGCUUCCUAAUCGAUGUUCCUGUCACCACGCCAUCCGGUGGUCUGUUCACCUCAAGCAAUGAUCUCGCCAAAUUUGGUAUUGCUAUUUUGAACAGCACUCUUCUUCCUUCUAAUACCACCCGCAAAUGGAUGAAGCCUCAUUCACAUACGGCUAGUUUGACUUACUCCCUCGGUGCCCCUUGGGAAAUCAUUCGUUAUUUGAAUCCCAGUACCGGCAAGGUUACGGAUCUGUAUACCAAACUAGGUGACUCGGGUUACUACGGUGCGAACAUUGUUUUGAUACCGGAUUACAACGCUGGUUUCAGUAUUCUGACCGCAUCGACCGGUGCUGAGCGCGAUGUAGCUACAAAUAUUAUCCUGGACUCCAUCACUAAUACAAUAGUCCCUGCGCUGGAAGCCCAGGCUGCGUUGGAGGCGACAAGGAACUAUGUCGGGACGUACGAAUCCACGGACUCUACUCUCAAUUCGUCUAUCACUGUCGCUUUCAAUCAGUCUUCUGUCAUUACGUCCAUGUCGGGCUUGAGUAUUACACGCUGGAUCUCAAACGGUACAGAUGUGUUGGCUUCGGAUCUUUUCUUAGGUGGUCGGCCGAGGCUUUUGCUCAGUAUACCUAAGCAGACGGGGGAUGGGGAGGAGGGUCAGGUUGCUUUUCAGGUUACGCCUCAGCCGCAGCUUUGGAGUUAUUUUGCUUCUGGUGCGAAGAGGCUCGAUGCUGUUGGUCCAUUUACUGGACAGUACAAUACUAAUUAUGAUUGGUUGGUGGCUGAUGCGACUCAUUAUGCUGGGCUUGGGAUGAAUUUGUUUGUUUUUGAUGUGGAUCAGGGUGGCAAUGCUACUUCUUUGAGACCUGCUGCUCAGAGGGUUACUUUGCAGAAGAAGUAG
Penicillium pulvis is the source of this 1824-nucleotide messenger RNA. RefSeq names its product serine hydrolase domain-containing protein. The record is from RefSeq and is a predicted model, not a curated record. The transcript has a single exon. Bases 1 to 1824 code for a protein of 607 amino acids. Lineage: Eukaryota; Fungi; Ascomycota; Eurotiomycetes; Eurotiales; Aspergillaceae.